CCAUGAACAAUAUUUAUUGUGUUGUUAUGUAUAUUUUGAUUGGCUGGUUGAUUGUGAAUAGUAAAUACUUAUGAGACUUCAGUGUGUGAUAGGUGCAACACGAACGCCAGACUUUUCGUACAGGAAGGAUGCUGGUAAACAGAAUGGUGCACCAACAACGACAUUGAACUUUCCACCCUGACGUCGCCGUCACAGCUGCGGACUUUUUUUUUCCCGCAAAAACUGCGCGCGCAUCCUAUCGUCUGCUGCUCGCAACAUGUUGAGACCACUCCAACCACUAACACUAGUGCUCAAACAUAUUAUUUCGGAAUCAACCAAGUUUUUUCAAACCAGGCAGCGAGUGGAUGGCAGAAUGGAGCAGUGACAGCAUCCUGUGUGGCGAACAGAUCGUUUGUGAAUGUGGAUUUCCUGUCUGAAACACCCGUUGGAGUGUUAGCGCUCCCCUGUUGAUCCAGUUGAUUCACAAAGAGCGUACGUGGCGGUUAACCCAGAACAAGAAACUGUACGAAGAAGGUAUGCAGCAUUCUGUCCCGAUACCCGAUUCUUGCUGUGCGCACACUGAAUGGAAGAGGCGGAGAGAUGAUCGUUAGUGUGACCGCAAUCGGUUUUAUUUUGAAGGCUAUUUCGGGAGGGGGUGGGAUGCGUGCGCACGCACGCUUCUUCCUUAUUUAAAAAAAAAAAUGCGUCAUUGUGUGAUAGGUAUGAGUAGGAAUUGUAAGAUAAUUAAAUGUAGCGAAUGCACCACUUAUUAAACACCGUCCAGCUGGCUGGCAGUGAUCGGUGCACAGUUGCGCAGUUGAUACAUUUUCUCCCAGCGCGCCAUAGCUGCAGCAAAAUCCUUCCGAAUAACGGGCACUUCCCCUACCCUCCUUUGUGAAAAGGAUAAGUGCAGUAACACCUUUACUCCCGCCGCCAUCCGACUGCUGAAUUCUGAAACUUGAUGUAGCCGCCCUGUUUUAUGUGUAUGCAGAUGCUGAUACGUAUGGAUAAGGUUUACAAGGCAGGAUGCGUGUGUGGCUCACCCCGUCUGUGAAAGGAUUCUUGCGACUGCACGUGACCCGAGACAGCGUCGCUGUACUGCUCGCUGGGCUCUGGUGCCGCUCCUCUUUGGCUAGAGGCGCUUUUCCAACUUCCUCUUCGAAAACUCGGACACGUAGUUCGCUGUGGCCCAACCUCUCUAAGCCGGCUUCCUGCAUCUCGCAGGACUACACACCUUCACGCGGCAGAGGAGGGAAGAGCACGACUGGUUUGCCGAGAGAGCCUACAGUCGCUUCAGGGACCAAAGCGACGCUACGAUGCUACAGUGAAGCGCUGCCCUCCUCUCGUUGUGACCACGCUAGCACUGCAGCCUGAGUUGAGCGUUCACAUCCUUGAUAAAUGUCUUGUCAGACGCGAUGUGCCUGCUUAUUCAUCUGCUAGAAACGUGGGUCCGAUCUUUAGCAUGAAAUCGCUGCCGAUGGUAUAAAAGCCCACUAGGGUCUCCGCCUCCAACACGGGUGCCACAGCAUGAUAGUAUCAACCUACUCCCCCUCCCUCCUCCAAAAGGCACCGCCCCAAGGAAUCGUGCCAUUCCCCUCCCUCCGUGCCUUGACAUUUCGGUAGCAAGGAGUGUCGGAAGCGAGCACAGGGCCUGCUAACAGCGUCUGGCGCCGUGAUUUCGGCGUACAUCAUGACUACUCGGAAACGUGAAAGUACUCACUGUACAAAGGUCUGCGAAAAACCAGCGAAUGGCUCUCGGGAUUAAUAGACGAGUUAAAAUGCUUUCGAAAUAUUUUCCGUACUUUCCACCAGAGGGCGUCAGCGCAGAUGACAAUCUGUCUUUAGCUGUGGAUUUUUUUACAUUGAUAGCUAGAGACUAAAGAAAACGGACGGCAAAAAACUUGUGUUGGUGUCAUCUUCUAAGACGCGUGUGCAUUAUCGUCCGCUGUGUGAAUUAAACGUACAAAGUAUUGCUGUAACAGCAUUACGUAUAAGACUUUUUUGUGAGGCUACAGUGCACGGCGUAUGUUACUGUAAGCGCCUGGGAUCAAAAUUGGUUGUGUAUUUGCUGAAGUAGUUUUCUGUCUAUGUUGUGGCUAAAACCUGUCCGGUGAAGUUGACCUUCGCGGAGUCGCACAUGUCCGCUGAACACUCAUGGAAUAGGCAACAUGAACCUACAGUUGUGGAGAGGGAGUGGCGAGUUACCUUCAUAGAGUUCUAAUGUGUCAUAAUAGAAUACUAACAGCGACUGUAAGCUUGAUGGUUAAACUCUUUACUGGAAGCUGUUCAUGCAUGAGCAACUAAAAUGGAUACUCUGAAAUCCUACUUUCAGCCGCAUCUUACCCAAUAAUCACCAUGUCCGAAAAGGCAGCGGACGUUGGAAAGAUGGUCGGAAAGAGAGGAGGCGAGGGCUGGGGUUGUCGGACGGCCCCCUUCGCUCUGCGUCCACCUUCCCAGAUGGAUCUGCAUAGCGGAACAGGGGAGGACACCUAUUUCCUGACCUCUGACCCGCUGACCUCUUUCACCUCUUUCGACAAGGGACCGAAGCCGAAGUCCCAGUCCGACUUUGCCGCUAGCAACAACACGUUUUGCGUCGCCACAGCGACAGGGACACUGGGAAGAGACUGCACGCGCACUCCCCCACCAACGAAACCCCCCCGGAAGGAUCAGAUUUUCUCGGUCGAGCUCCUCAUUCACGGUAGUAACGGAGUAGGAGUAGAAAUCGAUGCGAUACCGAUGUCCAACAGGGAGAGAAACAGCAGCGAUGGUGUAGCAGAUGGUAAUCGCACGACCUUGGCCUCGUCUCCGCCCCAGGGGCUGGGCUUCUCGUCCCCGGGGUCAGGCUCCGUCAUGAGAGUAGUGGCAGUGACUGAAGGGGGUACUGCCCACCGGGAUGGAAGGAUAAAGGUUAAUGACGAAGUGAUCGACAUUAAUGGGAGAUCCCUUCUGCGAGAGACAAAGGAUUCCGUCAGACAACUUCUGGCAGCAGCUGCCUUAUCUGGUCACGUGGUGAUGACACUCCGCCGCCGGCGCCGCAAAGCGGCACCACCCCCACCAUUGCCAAUCCGUCACACCCCUUCCUUACAGGAGUCACCUGCACCGAGGCGAGCGUCGGCUGAACGGCCAUUCCCCACCAGCGCGCUGUCCUUCUCCACCACCUGCCUCACACAGGACUGGGCCGACACCAGACGUGCCUCUACCGACGAAGACGACCACUUUCUUCUUCAGCACAACCGCCCACACAUGUCCCUAUCAAACUGCGAGCUAAACGACUCUUCUGACGACGUCUUCGCCGACUGCUCAACGCCGUCCGACCGGGUCAUCUACAUUAACCUGCCCAGCCCUCGCACCAACCUCCGCCGCACCACCACCAACAAUAACACCAUCAUCAUCAACAACAAGAACAACAAAAACAAGAGAGGUCGAGAACAUGGCAGGACGAGGCGAGAGCACGACAGGAGGGGGAUGACAGCAGGCAAGUCAGUGGACAGCUUGGUGAGCUUCGACGACGUCAAGAACCGAUCUCACAGUUCCUCCACUAUCGAGGAUCUCGUGCAGUGGACGGUUUCGGACUCCAAGGAGGGCGCUGGUCGUUAUGCAAGGGACUUGCAGUUUCAUAGAGACAGGACCCCCAACGGCUGCCUGGGGGGAGAACUGAGGCGCCAGAGCUCCACUUCCACUCUUGUCGGGGAUUGCGGUAGCCACCAGGGCAGCAUGGAGUCCCUCAACGGACCAGUUGGGGUCCGCACGAACGGUCACGGGGCUAGCAGUGUCACUCCCAUCAGAAGGCUGGUGGAGCGAAACUUGCUCAAGAAUCAUCAAGACUUCUAUGUCAGCCAUCGCCCAGAGACCGCUUCGCCUUCCACUGUCAGUCUUGGCAGCUUUGGAGUGUAUGAUGGCGCCACCAGUUCCUCCUCUUCGUCCUCGUCGCCGGUUACAUCAGGCAAGAGACGCCUUAUCACCAAACUGCACUUGCUGAAGGAUGAAAAUGGACUUGGUAUUCAUAUUGCUGGCGGCAAGGGGAGCAAGAAAGGUGAUAUUGGUAUUUUUGUUGCGGCCAUUACAGAAGGAGGCCCGGCAUUUAGGGAUGGCCGGUUAAAGCGAGGCGAUGAGUUAUUGAUGAUCAAUGGACAAAGUCUAGUGGGGCUGACUCAUCAGGAAGCAGUGGAUUCCCUGCGCAGCGCUCCUAGCCUUGUGCAGCUUGUGGUUGCAUCAAAGCUGCGGAAGUCAGCAUCCAUUGCAAGCACGCCUCUUCCCAGUAGCCCUAGGAUUAAAUCGCCCCCUCCAGUGUUAGAAAAGAAGAAAAUAGCCUCCAUCCCUCAAGUCCAAGCACAAACACCUUGUGGGACUGUCAUGAAAUGGGAAGACAUUGCUGAGAAAUUUCACGAAGCAGAUUUACAGCACAGCAGAAACAGACCACACAUCAGUAAUGGUCUGGUUCACUCAAAAUUUGGCCCACCUCAGACUGUCUGUGUGCAAAAAGGGGCAAAACGCAAAGGUCUUGGGUUCACCAUUGUUGGUGGAGUAGAUUCUGGACGAGGAAACAUGGGGAUUUUUGUCAGACGGAUUUUCCCUUCAGGUGCUAUAGCUGAUGAUGGGAACAUGAAAGAAGGUGAUGAGAUACUACAGUUGAAUGGAGAGUCUUUGCAAGGCCUUACACACAAGCAAGUUAUUGCCAUGUUUCGUAGCCUUCGCCAAGGGCCAGUCACUCUAGUAUUCCGGUCUCGACGGGCUUCAGCAACACCAAGUCCCUGCCAUUCACCAUCUCCAUCUCCAGAUGGCAGUCCAGUAUCCACUCCCAGCCAUUCACCAUACCACACACCACAGAACAGCAUUUCUGAUUGUCCUGCUUCUGCUGAAUCGAGCUCAUCAAGUGGCACUUCCAACAAGCACCACCCUCGUGGCACGAGUCCUCCACCCAUUCCUAUCCAGAGAACGUCACCUAUGUGUGGAUCUGGAUUGUUCAGGAGCCAUCAACACUUAGCACUGAGCAAAGAAGGGGGAAAAAACUCAUGAUGAGGGAUCAAAUUGUGACCAGCACUGUUUGGUCAAA
Pomacea canaliculata is the source of this 5032-nucleotide messenger RNA. Its product is annotated as multiple PDZ domain protein-like. NCBI's taxonomy places the organism in Eukaryota, Metazoa, Mollusca, Gastropoda, Architaenioglossa, Ampullariidae. The coding region runs from base 2335 to 4995 and encodes 886 amino acids. Gene Ontology annotation, molecular function: protein binding. The transcript is spliced from 10 exons. The record is from RefSeq and is a predicted model, not a curated record.